AUGAGUCUUAAAGUGAUAAACCCAGGACUUCAGCAAGGGACUCUGGACGGGGCCCCUCCUGGGGGUGCCUGUGGGAACAAAGUGACCACAGUGACCGUGGCCAACGUCGGGUCCUCUGCAGACAACGUCUUCACAACGUCAGUGGCAAACGCAGCGUCCAUCUCAGGGCACGUUCUGUCUGGUAGGACAGCUCUUCAGAUUGGGGACAGCCUGAACACAGAGAAGGCCACGCUGAUCGUAGUCCACACAGACGGGAGCAUCGUGGAGACAACUGGGCUGAAGGGCCCCGCAGCCCCGCUCACCCCAGGUCCUCAGUCUCCUCCGACCCCGUUGGCACCAGGCCAGGAGAAGGGUGGCACCAAGUACAACUGGGACCCUUCGGUGUACGGCAGUGAGCUGCCUGUGCGCUGCCGGAACAUCAGCGGCACGCUCUACAAGAGCAGGCUCGGCUCAGGCGGCCGCGGCCGAUGCAUCAAGCAGGGGGAGAACUGGUACAGCCCCACGGAGUUCGAGGCCAUGGCAGGAAGAGCCAGCAGCAAAGACUGGAAGAGGAGUAUCCGCUACGCGGGCAGACCUCUCCAGUGCCUCAUCCAGGAUGGGAUUUUAAACCCUCACGCCGCCUCAUGCACCUGUGCCGCCUGCUGUGAUGAUAUGACCCUGAGUGGUCCCGUGAGGCUGUUUGUUCCUUACAAAAGGCGCAAGAAGGAAAAUGAACUGCCCACCACGCCCAUGAAGAAAGAGUCCCCCAAGAACAUCACUCUGCUCCCAGCCACGGCAGCCACCACCUUCACUGUGACGCCCUCAGGACAGAUCACUACCUCUGGGGCACUGACCUUCGACCGGGCUUCCGCUGUGGAGGCCACUGCUGUCAUAUCAGAGGGUCCCACCCAGGGCGAUGUCUUCGCUGGAGCCACGGUGCAGGAGGCCGGGGUGCAGCCCCCGUGCAGGGUCGGCCACCCUGAGCCUCACUACCCCGGCUUUCAGGACAGCUGCCAGAUCGCCCCGUUCCCAGAAGCCGCUCUGCCAACGUCACAUCCCAAAAUAGUCCUGACAUCCCUGCCUGCCCUAGCAGUGCCGCCUUCCACCCCCACCAAAGCUGUCUCCCCCACGGUGGUCAAUGGGCUGGAGAUGUCAGAACCACGGAGCUGGUUGUACCUGGAAGAGAUGGUCAACUCUCUGCUCAGCACUGCACAGCAGCUGAAGACAGUGUUUGAACAGGCCAAGCAGGCCAGCUCCUGCCGUGAGGCCGCCGCGACCCAGGCCAGAAUGCAGGCCGAUGCCGAGCGGAAAGAGCAGUCCUGUGUGAACUGUGGCCGGGGAGCCAUGAGUGAGUGCACCGGGUGCCACAAGGUCAACUACUGCUCCACCUUCUGCCAGCGCAAGGACUGGAAAGACCACCAGCACAUAUGUGGCCAGUCCACUUCAGUCACGGUCCAGGCGGACGAAGUCCACGUGGAGGAGAGUGUGAUUGAGAAGGUCACUGUGUGACCCGGGUCCUCCCUGCACCGCGUCCCAGGCCAGGACUCCCCGAGGCUGGGGAAGGCCCUGGGAAGGCAAAGAAACUUGCUGGACAAGUAAUUAACAGGUGGAGUGGCUGUGCCCUUGGACAUGAACUCCCAAGCAGAGACUCGGGGAAUAGGCGUGUCACCGUGCCCUUGGCAUUGAACUACAUGGAGACCUGAGGAGUGUCGGUGGCCCGUGGCCCCGGGUCCUCGCCCGCCCGGUGCUCUUUCAUGGCUUGCGCGUCAGUGUGUGUACAUACAUGUGUGUCUGUCGAUGGAGUUGUAAAUAAAGUCCCCCACCCCGUCAGUCAA
This is a messenger RNA of Dipodomys ordii (Ord's kangaroo rat), 1814 nucleotides long. RefSeq names its product DEAF1 transcription factor (gene Deaf1). Bases 1 to 1488 code for a protein of 495 amino acids. Gene Ontology annotation, cellular component: nucleus. Gene Ontology annotation, molecular function: DNA-binding transcription factor activity, RNA polymerase II-specific; DNA binding. The transcript has 12 exons. Lineage: Eukaryota; Metazoa; Chordata; Mammalia; Rodentia; Heteromyidae. Gene Ontology annotation, biological process: regulation of transcription by RNA polymerase II. The record is from RefSeq and is a predicted model, not a curated record.